AUGGCAAUUAAGAGAAACCUAAUGAAAGAGCAUCAAGAAACGAUCGUCCUUGAGGGCACGCCUACCAAAUUAAGUAUGAAAUGUUGCAAGUAUGAACAAGGUUGCCCAUGGAGGGUUAGGGUAAUAAAACCAACAUACGGUGAAAAAUGGAAGGUUACUAAAUGGGGUGGAGACCACGAUUGCUUGAAUGAUCAUAUUUCUCAGGGUCAUAGACAGCUUGAUGCCCAUGUGAUUGCUUUACUCGUACUAGGAAUGAUACGAGAGGAGCCAUCAGUCUCAAUUUCACUUGUUCAGGUGAGGAUCACCCAUGCUAUAGUUUCAAAGUUUCUUAUAGAAAGGCAUGUCAUUCAAGUCAAUGGCACUCAUUUGUAUGGAAAUUAUAAAGGGAAAUUAUUGAUUGCCACAGCUCAGGAUGGAAAUGCUGAAUGUUUGCCAUUAUCAUUUGCAAUUGUUGAAGGCGAGACUUUGGAAGCAUGGCAGUACUUCCUUGAUAACAUUCUUCAUCAUGUCACGCAAAAGCAAAACAUAUGUCUCAUUUCAGAUCGGCAUCGAAGCAUAUUAUCUGCUGUGGAAAGUCAUCGUGGUUGGCAGCCACCACAUGCCCAACAUAUGUUUUGCCUUCGCCAUAUUGCAAGUUAUACUCCUUCUAAGGUUGAUUUUGAUAUAGCCUUCGCAAAAUUUCGUGACAUUAGUCCUGAGAUUGCAGAUUGGAUUGAUCAGAUUCCAAAGGAAAAGUGGAUGCGGGCAUAUGAUGUCGAUGGACUUAGAUAUGGACAUAUGACAACAAACUUGUUUGAAUCUGUUAACAGGGUUUUGAAGGGUGCAAGAAACAUGCCAAUAACUGGUUUGGUUAAGUAUACAUAUAGCAAGCUAGUUCAUUAUUUUGUGGAAAGAGGUCAAGCGGCAGCAGCACAACUUCAUGCUUCACAUCGUCAUUGCAAAAAUAUAGUUGAAGCCAUGAAGUUUAAUGAGUCCCUUGCAACAGGUCACAAUGUGCGUACAUACAAUGUUGAUGAAACUGUAUUUGAAGUGGACGAGGGUUAUGAGAGGUUAUAUUCUGUCAAUCUUCCACAGAAAUAUUGUCAAUGUGGAAAGUUUAAGGCUUUCAAGUACCCAUGUAGUCAUCCCUAUGCGGCGGCAUUAAGUGUUCGGCGGAAUACGUUUGGAUAUGUGGACGAUGUGUUCUUGACAGAGAAUUUGGUUCAUGCAUACUCAUUUUUGUGGCAGCCAAUUGGUAAUGAGGUUGUUAUUCCACCUUCGGUAGGUGCAGUUAUCAUACCCGACCGAUCUAUGUUGCGUGCAAAAGGCCGUCCAAAGUCAACUAGGAUAUACAACGAGAUGGAUGAAGUUGAAGCCAGUCAAAGUCGAAUUAAGUGUGGUCUUUGUAAGCUACCUGGGCAUAAUCGCCGCUCUUGUCCUAAUCAUUUACCUAAUCAGUGA
Gastrolobium bilobum is the source of this 1440-nucleotide messenger RNA. RefSeq lists its product as uncharacterized. NCBI's taxonomy places the organism in Eukaryota, Viridiplantae, Streptophyta, Magnoliopsida, Fabales, Fabaceae. The record is from RefSeq and is a predicted model, not a curated record. The transcript has 4 exons. Gene Ontology annotation, molecular function: zinc ion binding. The coding region runs from base 1 to 1440 and encodes 479 amino acids.